Molecule: messenger RNA, 1527 nt
Organism: Crotalus tigris (Tiger rattlesnake)
Lineage: Eukaryota; Metazoa; Chordata; Lepidosauria; Squamata; Viperidae
Gene: WBP1
Product: WW domain binding protein 1
Exons: 4
Coding region: 55-1074 (339 amino acids)
Molecular function (GO): WW domain binding
Source: RefSeq, a predicted model, not a curated record
UGGCCGAGGGGUGCGGGGCGGCGGGGGGACCCCCGGGCCGACCGUAGGGCCGUCAUGGAAGCGCCGCGGCCGCCUCCGUCGGGCAGGGAGGCGCAGUCCGGGUGGGCCGCGGCGGCGCUGCUGGGCCGGGAGCGGCAGGCGCGCGAGCUCUGCCACGGCGUGAAGAGCCAGCCGUACGUCUGCGAGACGGGCCACUGCUGCGGCGAGACCGGCUGCUGCAUCUACUACUACGAGCUCUGGUGGUUCUGGCUGCUCUGGACGGUCCUGAUCCUGUUCAGUUGUUGCUGCGCCUACCGGCAUCGCCGCGCCAAGUUGCGCCUGCAGCAGCAGCAGCGGCAGCGCGAGAUCAACCUCAUUGCCUACCAGGGUGCCUGCAACCCCCCGCCGCCCUCCGCGGGGGACCUCCGAAUGCUGGCCUCCUUCAAGCUGCCGGCCUACGAUGAGGUGGUCCGGCGACCCGCCACGCCGCCACCCCCCUACAGCGCCGCCGUCCUCCUCCUCGGGGGCUCCGGCUCCCUGACGCUGACCGGCAGCUCCGAGAACUCCUCCAGCUGCUCCUGCGAGUCCAGCUGCUUGACCUCCCCCAGCAGCACCUCCCUUUCGGCCACCGAGGCCAGCAGCCCCAGCGAAGGGGAGGCCGAGGGCGACGGGGGCUGCGGCCGCCCCGCGGGGGACAGCUGGGAGCGGGCGGCCCCGCCGGGCGGUCCCCUGGCGGCCGCCCCCUCCAAGCACGCCCUCUUCUCCUCCAGCGUGGAGCUCUUCGAAAGCGACUCGCGGCGCCCCUCCGAUGGGGAGGAGGGGCCCGACGCCCGGGAAGAGAGUAGCCACGCGCGGCACCGGCGCCUGACGGGGGACUCCGGGAUCGAGGUGGGCCGGGCCCAAGACGAGGAAGAGGCUGCAGGGGAGGACAGCGAGGAGGAGGAGCAGCGUGCCCACUUGCUUGCCAAAGGGGCAGCCGGCUGUCAGCAGGGGAAGCCCUCUGAAGGGGGCGCAGAGGAGCUGCCCCCCUCACCGACGUUGCCUGUCCGAAGUGGGGCUCUUGUGCUUGGCUGCCCCACUCACCUUGGAGACUGAGCUCCAGGGCAGCCCGGCUGCCUGUUGAUCACUGUGGAGGAUUACCGCCUUACCCUCACUUCUCUGCCCAGCCACACAGACAUCUCCUUGGUCCUUUCCUGCUCUGCCAUUACUGCUCCGCUCCCUCCUUGGGACAGGAACCCAGAGCCCUUGGCAGCAGCUGGGGCCGAGCGGGGAGCUGCCUGCUGAAUCAUAACCGUAGUGAUAGCUCCGUACAUGUGUAUGUGUGGUUCCUGCUGUGCUCCAGCUUUGAUGUAAGGCAUGGCGUAGGUGAAGGCUCAGCCCCUCCCCAUUUCCAGGUUGCACUGGGGUUGGCUGUUUGCAUGAAGAGAUGGCUGUUGCCAACACCUGUUCUGCCCUGGGAGCGGGGAGCUGGCCUUCCCGUUGGCCAGUGUCCUGCCAGCACCUGGUAGCACUGUGUGCUUCUUAUUAAAUAGAUAUGGAAAAUCCUGA